This is a messenger RNA of Nelumbo nucifera (sacred lotus), 398 nucleotides long. It is a transcript of the gene RGF6, whose product is annotated as root meristem growth factor. The record is from RefSeq and is a predicted model, not a curated record. Lineage: Eukaryota; Viridiplantae; Streptophyta; Magnoliopsida; Proteales; Nelumbonaceae.
CCCUGGGAGUUACGUCAAACAUGUCUUCUCUUCUUUUCCUCCUCUUCCUUCAGUGUCUCUCUCUCUCUCUCCUUGCAUGUGACGCUCGUUAUCUCCGGGGCAUUGCCACAGAGUCCAGUAUCCAAGUUCACUAUUCUGGCAAGGAACUGGAGAAGGCCAAACUUGAUGAGACGACUUCAGUUAUUAUUCCAUUGAAGAUGAAACCUUCCUUGCCAGAACAAGUCCGAAAGAGAAAGCAAGAAGCAACAGAUGGAGAAAGUAUGAUGGGCAAGGGUCAGGGUGGUGCAAUCAGUCACGAACCAAAUCAUUCAAAGGCUUCUUUGGAGGAAGUGGGAGAAACAAGAAAGAAGAUAUCAGGUUGCUGUUCAAAGUUCAAACCGAGUCUCUUCGCUGUUUAA